Molecule: messenger RNA, 1689 nt
Organism: Dovyalis caffra
Lineage: Eukaryota; Viridiplantae; Streptophyta; Magnoliopsida; Malpighiales; Salicaceae
Source: the annotation of a GenBank genome assembly
AUGGUUAUUCCACCCCCAGUUAGACCGCCUAGAAUUACUCAGUUUCUGAAGCCCUAUGUUCUGAAGAUGCAUUUCACAAACAAGUAUGUUAGUGCCCAAGUGACGCACUCACCAAGUGCCACAGUAGCAUCUGCUGCAAGCUCACAGGAGAAGGCCCUGAGACCAACCAUGGAAAAUACCCGAGAUGUGGCAGCUGCUGCCAAGAUUGGGAAGAUACUAGGAGAACGCCUGCUGCUCAAGGAUAUACCUGCUGUUACUGUUUUCCUGAAGAAAGAUCAGAAAUAUCAUGGAAAGGUGAAAGCCGUGAUUGAUUCUUUAAGAGAAGUUGGCGUCAAAAUUCAAUGCCAUGGUGAUGAAUGGAAGUACUAUUUCAAAAUAUGCUCGGAUUGGAAGAAAGUGUACUUGCAAAUGGAAAAAAGUGAGAGGAAAGUCACCCCAAGGUGGAAAGCCAAGGUGUUUCUUCCAAGAAUCGGAAAGGCAAACUCCAAUUGCACCAUGAUUAAGAUAAUAGUGACCCCAACUUGUAUUGAGAGUUCAUCUGUUGCGUACACUUGUGCUAUGAAAAUGCACUACGCUUCUCUACGUUCUUUUGCAGCAUCAGAAGCCAGUGAGUGUUUUAGAGGUAAAUUUAGUUCAGUUGCAUUUUUUACCACCAGGUUCUUCAACAAAAUAUCCAAUCUUGUCAAUGUCGGAACCAUUGAUCAAUUUUUACGGAAGCUUUCUGAUAAGUUUCGCUCUCGUUUGAGUAUUUACGGAACAAUGUCUUUCCAACAUCCAGUGAGAAACUUCUCAGUGGGAGCUUCCUUACCAUCUGCACCGGAAAAAAUAUCAGAUGAUCCAUUGACAAGUAAAACGCCUCAGAGUACCGUCACGUGUGCAUACCAGGCUUAUGUAGCAGGUUAUUGGCGUAAUGUCAUGGUUUUAUGGUGCAAGAACCUUAUGAAUCAUACCCUCAGCCUCAUCAUCAGUAACCUUGAAGGUGAGGUUUGUUACAAUUGCAAGAUUGACCUUAAGCCUUGGCUUUUUUGGAGCAAAAAAGGGAGUAAGUCCUUCGAGCUUGAAGGGUGUCAAGUAGAUAUACAUUGGGAUUUCCGAUCAGCUAAAUUUGCUGGGAGUCCUGAGCCGGCUAGCGAUUAUUAUGUUGCUGUAGUUUCAGAUGAAGAGGUCGUAUUACUGUUGGGAGAUUACAAUAAAAAGGCUUAUAAGAAAGCCAAAGCAAGACCGGCUCUUGUUGAGGCUAUCUUAUAUUUGAAGAAGGAACAUGUAUUUCACAAGAAAACCUUCUCAACCAGAGCUAAAUUCGACGAAAAGAAACAUGAGCAUGAUAUUAUUGUAGAAAGUUCAACAGGAGGGCCGAGAGACCCUGAGAUGUGGAUUAGCAUAGAUGGAAUCGUCAUGAUUCAUGUUAGGAAUUUGCAGUGGAAAUUCAGAGGGAACCAAACUGUGAUGUUGAGCAGACAACCAGUGCAAGUGUUCUGGGAUGUCCAUGAUUGGCUGUUUAGUACCCCUGGCACUGGCCAUGGCUUGUUCAUAUUCAAACCAGGGGUUUCGGAAUCGGAAGACGACAAGGAUGGCAGCAGUUAUGGUACCCCGAGCGAUACCAGUGAUGGGAGUAUGUAUUUUUCAACCAGGAGUGUCUCAGCAACACCAGAAUUCUGCCUUUUCCUUUAUGCCUGGAAGAUUGAGUAA